Molecule: messenger RNA, 5173 nt
Organism: Dama dama (fallow deer)
Lineage: Eukaryota; Metazoa; Chordata; Mammalia; Artiodactyla; Cervidae
Gene: FSTL4
Product: follistatin like 4
Exons: 16
Coding region: 187-2718 (843 amino acids)
Biological process (GO): cell differentiation; multicellular organism development; regulation of BMP signaling pathway
Molecular function (GO): protein binding; calcium ion binding
Source: RefSeq, a predicted model, not a curated record
AGCGGCGGCUCAGAGAGCUGGAGCCGCGACAGCCCUCCAGCGCGCCCAGGACCCGCCGACAGCCAGAGAGACCGACCGAAGGACGCGGGGCCGGGUCGCCGCUGCCACCACGGGGCGCUCCCUCCCGCCCGCCGAGUCCGGCCACCUGGUCUUCCUUUCGGCCCCGGCCGCCUCAGAUUCAACAAAAUGAGACCAGGAGGCUUUUGGCUGCAUCUCACACUGCUUGGAGCCUCCCUGCCUGCUGCGCUAGGAUGGAUGAACCCGGGAGCCAGCGGAGGAUGGAACGUGGGUGUGGGAGAGUCCCCGGCAGAGGAAUCCAGAAGCCUUGAAGUCACAAGAAGAGAAGGACUUUCCAGCCAUGACGAGCUGCCGGCCUCCUGCGGGAAGAAGUUGUGCAGCCGCGGAAGCAGGUGUAUGCUCAGCAGGGAGACGGGGGAGCCCGAGUGCCGAUGCCUGGAGGCCUGCCGGCCCAGCUACGUGCCUGUGUGCGGCUCAGACGGGAGGGUUUACGAAAACCACUGUGAGCUCCACCGGGCUGCCUGCCUGCUGGGGAAGAAGAUCGUCAUGGUCCGCAGCAAGGACUGCUUCCUUAAAGGUGACCCGUGCACCAUGGCCGACUAUGCCCGCCUGAAGAAGGUCCUUCUGGCACUGCAGAGCCGCCUGCAGCCACUCCUUGAAGGGGACAGCAGACAAGACCCCGCCUCCCAGAAGCGCCUCCUGGUAGAAUCUCUGUUCAAGGACUUCGAUGCAGAUGGAGAUGGCCACCUUGGCAGCUCUGAGCUGGCCCAGCACGCACUGAAGGAGCAGGACCUGGAGGAGGACUUCCUGGGGUGCUCGCCGGGCGACCUCCUCCGAUUUGAUGACUACAACAAAGACGGCCUCCUGACCCUUCAUGAGUUCUACACAGCCUUCCAGGUGGUGCAGCUCAGCCUCGCCCCCGAGGAGCAGGUCAGUGUGGCCACAGUGACCGUGGGACUCAGCACGGUGCUGACCUGCGCCAUCCGUGGAGACCUGCGGCCACCCAUCGUCUGGAGGCGCAACGGGCUGGCCCUGAACUUCCUGGAUUUGGAAGACAUCAAUGACUUCGGAGAGGACGACUCCCUCUACAUCACCAAGGUGACCACCAUCCACAUGGGCAAUUACACCUGCCAUGCGUCCGGCCACGAGCAGCUGUUCCAGACCCACGUCCUUCAGGUGAAUGUGCCACCCGUCAUCCGCGUCUAUCCAGAGACCCAGGCACAGGAGCCCGGGGUGGCGGCCAGCCUGAGAUGUCACGCAGAGGGCAUUCCUAUGCCCAGAAUCACUUGGCUAAAAAAUGGCAUGGAUGUCUCAACCCAGAUGUCAAAACAGCUCUCCCUUUUAGCCAAUGGGAGCGAGCUCCACAUCGGCAGUGUUCGGUAUGAAGACACAGGGGCAUAUACCUGCAUUGCCAAAAAUGAAGUCGGUGUGGAUGAAGAUAUUUCCUCCCUCUUCAUUGAAGACUCAGCUAGAAAGACCCUUGCAAACAUUCUAUGGCGAGAAGAAGGCCUCAGUGUGGGAAACAUGUUCUACGUCUUCUCUGAUGAUGGCAUAAUCGUCCUGCACCCGGUGGACUGUGAGAUCCAGAGGCACCUCAAGCCCACGGAGAAGAUCUUCAUGAGCUACGAAGAAAUAUGUCCUCCAAAGGACGAGGACGCCUCCCAGCCCUGCCAGUGGGCAUCAGCAGUGAACGUCAGGCACCGCUACAUCUACGUGGCCCAGCCCACAGUGAGCAGAGUCCUCGUGGUCGACGUGCAGGCUCAGAAAGUCCUACAGUCUAUAGGUGUCGAUCCUCUGCCGGCUAAGCUGUCCUAUGACAAAUCACAUGACCAAGUGUGGGUCCUGAGCUGGGGGAAUGUGCACAAGUCCCAGCCAAGCCUUCAGGUGAUCACAGAGGCCAGCACUGGCCAGGGCCAGCGCCUCAUCCGCACACCCUUUGCCGGAGUGGACGACUUCUUCAUUCCCCCAACAAACCUCAUCAUCAACCAUAUCAGGUUCGGCUUCAUCUUCAACAAGUCUGACCCUGCCAUCCACAAAGUCGACCUGGAAACACUGAUGCCCCUCAAGACCAUCAAGCUGCAGAGCCAUGGCUGCCUGCCACAGGCCAUGGCCCACACCCACCUGGGUGGCUACUUCUUCGUCCAGUGCCGGCAGGACAGCUCUUCUGAGGCCCCCCCACAGCUGCUGAUCGAUAGCGUCACAGACGCGGUGGUCGGACCCAAUGGCCAGGUCACUGGCACCCCGCACACAUCCCCGGAUGGGCGCUUUGUAGUCAGCGCCGCCCCAGGCAGCCCCCAGCUGCACGUGCAGGAGAUCUCACUGCGGGGGGAGAUCCAGACCCUCUACGACCUGAAAGUGAGCCCGGGUGUCUCAGAUGUGGCCUUCCAGCGCUCCUUUACCCAGGGAGACCAGUACCAGGUCUACGCCACACUUGAGACAGAGCCAGACCUGCUGUUCCUGGAGCUGUCCACGGGCAAGACGGGCGUGCUGAAGGGCCUGAAGGAGCCCGCGCCCACAGGGCCAGCCCAGGCCUGGGCAGGGCCCCGCAGGAUCGUGAGGGACAGUGGGCUGUUUGGGCAGUACCUCCUCACGCCCGCCCGGGAGUCGCUGUUCCUCAUCAACGGGAGACAGAACGCACUGCGGUGCGAGGUGGCGGGCGUGAAGGGGGGGACCACGGUGGUGUGGGUGGGCGAGGUAUGAAGCAGUCCCGAGCAGGCACCCUGUACAUUUUUACAGACAAAAGCAAAAAACCUGUAUUCGCUUUGUGGUUCAACACUGGUCUCCUUGCAAGUUUCCUAGUAUAAGGUAUGCGCUGCUAACGAGAUCGGGUGGGUUUUAGGAUGUAGGAUUUCUGCCUUGAGCUGCGAUGAGAACCUGCUGCCAUGUAAAGGAAUCAUUCGUGCGCCCAGCUACGCGUCACGUUACCUGGGCUGCCCUGGAACCAGGAGCUCCAGCUUUCCAGGCGGAUGCUUCUGUCAGUUGCCUUUGCAUCCUCAUUCUUUAACACCAGGUCUGUCCAGACUUCACCCUGCUGGAGUGGCCGCCUGAAGCCGGGGGCUCCCAGGAGCAGGGCCCUCCCUCCUGGCCCGAGAGCCUCAUCCACUCUCGCUCUGGACCUCAUUUUCUCCUUUGCAGCUGCUUCUCGCUUUUCUUUCCAUUUGACUUGUUGGAAGCCUGAGGGAGAGCCAACAAGACUUAUUGCAUCUUGGGGAUGGGGAAAUCAUUCACUUUAUUUUGGAAAUUUUGAUUAAAAACUAAUUUUUUAUAAUCUCAAAUGCUAGUAAGCAGAAAGAUGCUCUCCCAGGUCCAGCUGUAUUCUUCCCUGCCUUAGGCCACGUCUCUGAGAGGCGCCACCCCACACCCAACAGCCAGAAAGAAGAUGGUGGCCAUCAAGGGGACUGGGGUCCUCUACAUUACGGACACCCCCAAGUGCAGAUCAGACCACCACACUGGUAAAGGCUCUGUUCUGGGAUGGGACCCCAAGAGACCAAGACAAACCCUGUGUGCCUGCUUAUCACCACUCAAGGGGGACAUGUAUUAGCCUGUCCAGUACCCCAGAUUCAGGGCUGACCAGGUUUGUCUGGAAAUGUGCCUGUAGAACAAUGGCCUCCAGGCUCAAUGCAGAAACCAUGACCUGCCCCCCAAGGAUUCAAGUGGGGUCCAGGCGGGUUCCUUAGGCUACCCCUUUAAAACCCCACUGUCUUCUGCCUGUGGCCCUCGCACUGAGCUCGCACCCAAGUCCCUGCAUCCAAACAGCACAGACAGCACAUUUCAGUGUUCCUUACACACGGGUCCCCAUCUCCCCAGGAACACACAAGGAUGUGGGAGGCCACUGCCACAGUACUCCCAAAUGUGGUGGGCUCUCCAGGGCAAUCAAAGAAGUACAACCCAACAGCCCUCUGACAACCCCGUAUCAAAGAAUCUCAGCAAGGAAGAGGCUCCCUUGGGCUCUCAAAACACCUUUCUUCUUCUCGUGCACGUCGGCGGGUUUGAAUGGUCAUUUUUCAAGCCACCUGAAGUCAGAAGGGGUGUGGUUCCAUCACAGACACAUCAGUUUAGAUGCCUUCUCCUGCCAACAUGGCCAUGAUUUUCCUGGGUUGCUGAGAAAUGGCCUCUUUCAGAGAAAGAGAGACAUAGACUCUGUCUCACUGGAAAUACAGCAUUUCAGUCCCACCUAACUGCCCAACCCAGCCCCCUCACAGAGCUCCUGGUGUCAGCCAGUCCUCUGGUAUGUCUCAUGCAUCUUAGUCCACCAUACUCUUGUCCCCAGAAACUCCCGGGAGUGUGCCUAAACAUUUACAUUCACAGAUUUUUUAAGAUAAAAUAUGUAGAUAUUUGAGGAAACUGACCUCAAAACCUAAUUAUUUAGUUUUACAAUAACUGGGAUGGAUGGAAAACACAUCUCACCUUUUUUAAAUUAUUAUUCCUGCUUCAAUCUCUUGACACAUUUACUUGCAUGUCUGUCACUGAAAUUUUCCAACUUUCACAAGUUUCUUCCUUUGGGAAGACCUUCUGAGUUGUGGCAGCCCCUGGAAGGAAAAGAAAGUCUCUGAGUCUACAUGAAGGAGGACCCACCAACUGCCAGGCCAGAGCACCAGCCCCUCUGUGCUACAGGGAUCCUGAGUAAGAGACCAGUCCAGCUGCAACUGGCCUUUUUCACUGGGAGUGACUUCAGCGGCAACUAUUCCUUUUCCACUAUUCCUUCCACUUUCAAGUGUGGAAAGCUUAUCAGCCUCUCAUUGUCAUCACUAUGUAGUUACAAAGCUGGAGAUAGCCAGUUUAGGUCUUGCUGCCAGCAUUUCAGAUACAAUUAAAUAGGAGAAGGGAAUCACAGCCCUGAAAAUUGUGAAAUAUGCAAAUUCACAAAGGCAGGAAAGCCCAUGUUUUUUCAGCAGUGCAGCCAACUGAAAGGCUGACCAGGACUCCACCUGCCUCUUCCUCCCACACUUCAGCCCCAGCGGAAUUUCAUGGAACACAGUCUGAAAGCCACUGGGAUAUGAAGUCAUCACAACAGCCAAGAUCCUUCUCAUGAACAUGAAUCAUCAGCUAUCUACUAAUACUUAUAUUAAAGGAAUAUUUGUUUUACCAAGAGUCACCCCAAAAGUCACUCACAUAAUGAACUAUUUCAAAUUACUGGUUUUUUAAAUAAAAUUCA